Messenger RNA from Serendipita indica DSM 11827, 411 nucleotides. The record is from the annotation of a GenBank genome assembly. NCBI's taxonomy places the organism in Eukaryota, Fungi, Basidiomycota, Agaricomycetes, Sebacinales, Serendipitaceae.
AUGUCCAACGUUGAAUGGGAUUCUAAACUCGUUAUCGGCAACAAGGCUCAAGCCCGCCGUCCUGUCGCCAUUGCGAGCACGAGCAACUCUGCUUUGAAUGGACCAGACCACCAGCGCAUUGCAAAACUAGACCGUGACAACGAAGUCGCACCUCCUCCAAAGAUCAACCCAGCCGUCGGAAAGGCAAUGCAGACUGCCCGCCUGGCGAUGCAGCUCUCCCAAAAGGACCUGGCCGCAAAAAUCAACGAGAAGCAGUCUGUCCUUGCAGACAUCGAAACCGGAAAGGCGACUGCCAACCCUCAGAUCCUCGGCAAGAUUGAGAGGCAGCUUGGGGUCAAACUGCGGGGUAACGAGAUUGGGAAGAAACUGGAAGGGCCCAGGCGCGCAGCGGCAUCGACCUCGACGUCGUAA